Messenger RNA from Miscanthus lutarioriparius, 609 nucleotides. Lineage: Eukaryota; Viridiplantae; Streptophyta; Magnoliopsida; Poales; Poaceae. The record is from the annotation of a GenBank genome assembly.
AUGCCUUCGGCGGCGAUGACGGUGGCGGCGGGGCUGGCGACGGGGCCGGGCAGCCGCGUGACGCGGUUCGCCAAGUCGACGGCGGCGUCGGUGACGCCCGUCAGGCCGGGCAAGACGCACGCGCUGUCGCCCCUGGACAACGCCAUGGAGCGGCACACGGUGCACGUGCUGCUCUACCUCCGCGCCGCGCCGGGCCUGGACCGGGAGCAGCUCAAGGAGUCGCUCUCCGAGGUGCUGUCGCUCUACCCGGCCAUGACCGGCCGGCUCACGCGCAGCGAAGGCAGCGAGGGGGCUGGGGCUGCCAGCGCGGACGCCGCGCCCGCGCACCGGGGGUGGGUCGUCAAGUGCAACGACGCCGGCGUGCGCAUAGUGGAUGCCAGGGCCGCCGUCACGCUCGACGAGUGGCUCGCCACGGCGACCGGCGACGAGGAGAUGGACCUCCUCUACUACGAGCCUAUGGGGCCCGAGCCUUACAUCUGGUCUCCGUUCUACGUCCAGCUGACGGAGUUCGCUGACAAGUCGUACGCGCUGGGGCUGAGCUUUUUAGACAUCCACAACGUCACCCCACCGCCGCCAGCUGCGCGAGCUUCUCUUGCUUUAAAUCAUUAA